This is a messenger RNA of Notolabrus celidotus (New Zealand spotty), 1081 nucleotides long. RefSeq names its product LITAF domain-containing protein-like. The transcript is spliced from 5 exons. NCBI's taxonomy places the organism in Eukaryota, Metazoa, Chordata, Actinopteri, Labriformes, Labridae. The record is from RefSeq and is a predicted model, not a curated record. Bases 111 to 509 code for a protein of 132 amino acids. Gene Ontology annotation, molecular function: zinc ion binding.
GCUGCCUGGGUUGUCUGAAUCUGCAGUCUGUGUCCUCGGACAAUAAUCAGAACUAUGUCCUCAUUUGCUUGAGGCUUGGGUAUUCGCUUGUGUUUUCUUAAGAAGAUAACAUGGAAAAAGGUCAGGGAUAUCCACCUGGAAUGGAUGCACCUCCGUACCCCGGCCCCCCAAUGAACCCUAAUGUUGGGUUCAACCAGCCUGCUCAACAACCUGUGUACCAGUACAGCCCACAGCAGCCUCACAUCGCACAGCCUGUGAACCAGGUGGUGGUGGUGCAGCAACAGCCCACCGAUGCUCCUGGACAAAUGAUGUGUCCUCAUUGCCGUACUGGUGUUGUCACUAAUACCGAGCACAAAAAUGGUCUUCUCACUUGGGUGAUCUGUGGCGUACUGGGAGUCUUUAUGUGCUGGCCUUGCUGUUUGAUCCCCUUCUGCGUGGAUUCUUGUAAGGACGUGGAACACACCUGCCCCACCUGUCGCCAAGUCCUGCAUGUCCACAAACGCUUGUGAAAAGAGCCUCGCUGGAGACUCUGCUCAAGUCAUGACAAAAGGAACUAGUCAGCAAACAUCUAUACAAUAGACAAACCUUACAAUGCAAACACAUCAGACGUCAUCAUGUACUCUGUGCUGACUUACUUAACAGACAUGUUGUACCUGCUUAUCAUGUUAUUGAAAGAGACAUGCUAAAAUGUCAAAAAUAUGUUUUUCUGGAGUGAUGCUGGAGUGAUGUUGGCUCCAUGUAAUGUAGCUCACUUUCAAUAUUAUGUUAAAGUGUGGGAUAGAAAAUGUUUUCUUUAUCUUGUUUUACUCAACAUGUAAUCUAAUGAAGUUGUGUAAGGAUGCAAAUCAAGUUAAAUUGUGCUUUCAUUUGUUAGACAUGAUCACAAUGUCCAUUAGUCAAAAAGAUCUACAAUCAGUAAAAUGUUCUAAAAGUCAUCUUUUCAGAAAACUGGAAUAAACAAACAUAUCAUCAAGUUAUAUGAAGACUAUCAGAGGUUAUUUAUUGAACAAGAACAUACGCAUACAUAUCUCUGCCUGUGUAAAGAACUGAUCAAACUAAAUAAACCAUCACGUCAUCAUCA